ACGGCGAGGAUAAAGCAAGAUGGCGUCUGACGGUGAAGACGAGUCGUCACAGUUCAAUGUUCUUAAUCUGUGCGUCCAUGUACACAUAUAUGUCGUUUAUUAGACUCUAUUAAAUAGAGUAAACAUCGUUAAUAAUUGUUUGCAUCCGGUUAUAUUAGUCUGAGCGCACGUUGUUGCUUCUCGAGCUAGCUUAGCUUGCUAAUUAGCUUAGCUUGUUAGCUGCUAACAAAGAGAGGCGGAAGUGGUCAAAACACAUCGCUAAGUAGAGAUCAAAUGUGAGUGUAAAGUGUUGUGAUUGUGUGAAAAUGUGCGAAAGAACGAUAGCAAAGUAUGAGGAGGAACUUUGUCCAACAAAAGAGGAGAAGGAGCGACAACAUCAAAAACAUCAAGUUGUGUUACACAGAACAGACAUCCAUCAGCUGAUUGAACACCAAGAAGAAUGUCUCCCUCAUCUGCAGGGGGACAGUUUCACUUCAGAGUAUCCACAGCCCUCCCAUUUUAAAGGGGACAAGGAGGAUCCACAGCCCCCCUAUUUUAAAGAGGAAGAGGAAGAGGAAGGAGAGUGUCCUGUAGGGCAGGAGGAGGCUGAUCUCACCAAGUUUCCACUGACUGUUGUCUCUGUGAAGACUGAAGAGCAUGAAGACAAACCACCUGAGUCCUCACAGCUUCAUCACAGUCCAAACGUCUGUGAAGAACAUCUUCUCUCUGAGCAACAGAAGUGGAGCUUCAGGAUGGACGAGGAGGAGCCACAGCCCUCCCACAUUAAGGAGGAAGAAGAGGUGUCACAUACAUUGCAAAUGCAAAGGGAAGAAAAUAACCCACUGACCUCCCAUUUUAAAGAGGAAGAGGAGGAACACAGCAUCAGUCACGAAUGGUUGGAGGAGUUCCAUGUGGUUGUGAAGAGUGAAGAUGAUGAGGUCAAAGGUGAAAGUGAGGAGACAAGAGAGGCGGAGCCUCCAAGCAGCAGCUCAACUCAACACAUGACAACAGAAGCUGAUGGAGACCACUGUGGAGGAUCACAAGCAGACAAGAUCUUAGCUCCACUAUCAGAUAGUGAGGACACAACGUCACACUCUCCUGACACUGAUGAUGAAAACUCCAAAGAUGAUAAGACAUGUCACACUGACAACACCCGCUUCGCAUGUUCUCUCUGUGACAAAACUUUUAAAGACCAUAGUAAUCUGAAAAGACACAUGAGUACACACACCGGAGAGAAACCUUUUUCCUGCUCAGAAUGUGGUAGAGAUUUUAGACUAAAACACAUGCUGAAAGUACACAUGAGAACACACACUGGAGAAAAACCUUUUUUAUGUUCAAUCUGCGGUAAAGAUUUUACUCAAAAGCAACAUUUGAAGAUACACAUGAGAAUACACACUGGAAAAAAACCUUUUUCAUGUUCAAUCUGCGGUAAAGAUUUUACUCAUAGGCACUAUUUGAAAAUACACAUGAGAAUACACACUGGAGAAAAACCUUUUUCCUGCUCAGAAUGUGGUAAAGGUUUUGUAAUAAAUCAAAGUUUAAAAGUACACAUGAGAACACACACUGGAGAAAAACCUUUUUCAUGUUCAAUCUGCGGUAAAGAUUUUACUCAAAGGGAGCAUUUCAAAGCACACAUGAGAAUACACACUGGAGAAAAACCUUUUUCAUGUUCAACAUGCAGUAAAGAUUUUACUCGAAGGGACCAUUUCAAAACACACAUGAGAAUACACAAUGGAGAAAAACCUUUUUUAUGUUCAAUCUGCGGUAAAGAUUUUACUCGAAGGGACCAUUUCAAAACACACAUGAGAAUACACACUGGAGGAAAAACGUUUUCUUGCUCAGAAUGUGGUAAAAGUUUUGUACUAAAUCGAAGUUUAAAAGUACACAUGAGAACACACACUGGUGAGAAACCUUUUAUAUGUUCAGUAUGUGGUAAAAGUUAUAUAGAAAGACAGCAAUUAAAAUCACACAUGAUAACGCACUCUGGUGAAAAACCAUACUCCUGUUCAAGCUGCAACAAAAGCUUUGGUCACCCAAACACUCUUACAGUACACAUGAGAACACACACAGGAGAGAAAGUGUUGAGUUGCAGUGUGUGUGGUGAAAGAUUCUCUUAUAAGUACCAGUGUAAGAAACACAAGUGUGCUGGUGAGAACAGCAGCAGCAAAUGAAGAUGCAGGAUUUGAAAUUAACUGUCAAAACUUUGUUAACUUUGACUUUGUAACAACAUCAGCACAUAACUGUAUAACACGUGUGACAUCAUUGUAGUGUGUGUGUAACACAAUCUUGUUUUUAUGAUUCUAACAUUUAUAGAUUAGUGCUUUUAUUUCAGUCAAGUACAAGAGUUAAUAUACACAUUUGUAUACUUUAAAAUAAACAGAACAAUUUGACUGAAAAGGUGAGAAUAAACAGUACAUAAAAUAUGUUACAUACAAUAAACAUUUUAUGUGUUGAUAUUCAUAAUUCACUUUCAUACUUAUUCAUAUUAGUGUUUUAUAUAUGUUUUUUGAAUGAUGAAGUGUUACAUAUUUUAUUUUCUAAUUGUAGAUAAUUCCAUAGAUGAACUCCUUUAUAUGAUGUACAUAUUUGUUUUACAUGUGUUCAUACCUUUGCUUUUGAGUACUCAUAAAUCCCUCUUAGUUCAUAUUUACUGGUUCACAUCUGAAACAUCUUCUGGAAGCAUAUUAUUAUUUACUUUAUACAUCAUUUGAACAGUUGUCUUUUAUACAAUUUUAAAAUGUGUGACUUUAUGAAUCAUUUGUUGGAUCUCUAUAAUCCAUUCUAUUAAUUGUCUUUAUUACUCUCUUGUGUAAUAUGAAUAUUGUUUUGUGAUUGUUUUAUAUGUUUGUCCCCAGACCU
Molecule: messenger RNA, 2838 nt
Organism: Nerophis lumbriciformis (worm pipefish)
Lineage: Eukaryota; Metazoa; Chordata; Actinopteri; Syngnathiformes; Syngnathidae
Source: RefSeq, a predicted model, not a curated record